CAUCCAGCGACCCGUCGCGGGUGGCUGCUGUGGAACUAUUUUUGCCUUUUUUUUUCUCUUUCCCAGCUAUUCUUGUGCUCUUUCUACAUCCCCCUUUCUUCUCUAUCUCAUAUAUGUAAAUCCAACCGGACAUUAGAGUUGUGAUCGUCUUGUUAAGUGUGUGUGUUUGUGUCCCCCGUGGCAGUGACGCACUGUGCGGGGGCAUCGUAGCCGGCGAGGAAGUGCUCCAGAGACCAUGGCGGAGAUAAACACGGAGCGGGUGAGUUUAACCCACGGAGGUGAGGGCGGGACAAACACGGAGCUGACGCAGGGUAAGAGCUGCAAAACAAAUGAGAUGAAUGACAGGGAGCAGACAGUAAUGGUGGAGAUGGAGGGCGAAGGCGAGGACACGGCUAUGGAGCUCAUGCGGUGUGUGCGCGAGCUAUGUGGAGGGCUAUUGGCGUGCCAACAGAUAACAGAGAAAAAAUAUGAGAUAUGAGCCACCCUAAGGGGAAGGAGAGGCUCAUGGAAGGCUUUAAGAGGGGAGACUCGGGUGCACGCCAGAGAACUAGUAAAUGACGAGCUGGUAGUGUAAUUUAUGAGUCUGUCCUUUUAUAUUGAGGACAGGGAGAUACUGGCAAAGUUGCAACUAUGGGGAGUAGCAGCAGUAUCUCCCAUUAAAAGAAGGAUGUGGCCAGGGACAAAUGUGGCAGACGGGACUAGGUUCCUGAAAGUAAAGUUUAAUAAUCAAAUACAAUCGCUGCCGUACUCUGCAAGAUUUGACACUGCGCUGGGGGCAGAGUAUUUCAGGGUGCUACACGAUAAGCAGGUGAAGGUGUGCAGGCUGUGCAUUAAACCCGGGCACAUAAUGAGAGAGUGCCCGGAAUUUCAUUGCAACAGAUGUGGAGUGCAGGGCCAUUAUGCAAGGGAAUGCAAGCAGGGGAGGAAUAAAUGUGAUCUGUGCCAGAACCUUAUGAGUGAAUGCAGAUGCAAUAAGAGUGAGGCAGAAGAUGACACAAGUGAGAAUGGAGAAGAAAGUGAGAGCGGAGGCAGUGAGGAGGGGGAGGCAGAGGAUAUGGAAAGGGUUGAGGAGGGAGUCGGAAAAGAAACUGAGGAGACUGAGAAGGAGGAUGCAAGCAGGCAGGAAGGAGAGAGGCCGGAGGAGGAGACGGAAGGCGGAAAGAAAGCUGGAACGAGAGGAAACGACGAGGAGGAGGAUGCGGGCAGGAGGAGAGGAGUGCUGGCACGUGAGGUGAGGACGGAGGCGACGGCAGAAAGGAGGAGAGACGGGGCGGAGAAGAAACCGCCAAAUAUGAAGGAGACGAGAGGGCCAGAGAAGGGGUCGAUGGUCGAAAGAAAAGACGGAGAGGAGGAAGUAGGCCCGGGGAGAAGGAGAAGAGAGGACGACACAGGAGGGAAGGAGAAGGCAACAGGUGGAGCGAAGCCCACUGAAACUGCAGAGGAGACCACCACGCCACAGACGGUGCUGUGGCCCGGAGGCGGCGACCCAAUUCCUGGUGGAGGGAGUUUUCUUCACAACCCUUUUUGUUUGGUGUGCUGUGUCACGGGUGGUUUGUUUUAUUAGUCCCUUCCCCUUUUUGUUUGGUUCUCGUCGCCGUGGUAAGUCACAGCCCUGUCCAGUUAGUUACUUAUUUUUAACUCAAGUGUUGGGUUUGUUUUGUGUUUCGACGAUGUGAAUUUGUGUUUAUUAAAGUUGAUUUAUUAUUGAUUUAAACACGUCUCUUGCCCCAAGUGAUUCCAACGAACCUGUGCUGUUGCACAUAUUAUCAAUAGUUUAUUCCUGAGGUAAAACUCCUCAGGUGGCGUUGUGGGCAACCUUUCAUUUACCGCUUUGCUACAUUCUGGCGUUGCUGGCAGGAUCUCACAUCUAAAGGGGCAGAGACGUGUUUUACUUUAAGGUCUGUAAAUGUUAAGGUCUGUAAAUGUGUUCAAACUAUGAGAGGCGUCCUCUCAUAAUUUGAGUGUUGUGUAUUCAGUGUUAAAGCCAGAACAGCAGUGUUUUAGUCUGAGUUCAUUCCACAAGCCAUUUUGUCAGGCCUCGGUGCAGCUUUACUUCAUCAUGGAGGAGGAGAUGCAACAACUUAGGGAGACCGUGUCACAGCUUAAGGCAGACAACGAACUACUUCGCCAGGCGCGUGCUGCAUCUCCGUUGGACCCCGGUGAGGCUGUUUUCUUUCCCUCUGCUGCAGCAAGUCAGGCACCGACUCCAAACAUAGCCGCCGCUGUCACAGAGCGACUGGUUGUGGUUCCUAGAGACCGUAAGUGUCCCAUGUUCAAUGGCAGGGCAGGCCUAGGAAUAACUGAGUGGAUAGAGGAGAUACAGGCAUGUGUGCGUGCUCGCCAUCUUCUUGCUGCUGACCAGGCCCUUUUUAUGGUUGAUCAUUUAGAGGGAGAGGCAAAGGAGGAAAUUAAGUUUCGCCCUAGUGCAGAGCGGCGAGACCCAGUACAGGUUCUUGCUUUAUUAAAGGAGCUAUAUGGCUGUGCUCAGUCGUACGUCACAUUACAACAGGCUUUCUUUUCUCGACGCCAACUCGAAGGAGAGACGUUGCAGGAGUUUUCCUUAGCUCUCAUGGCCUUAAUGGCACGGGUUAAGCAGUGUGCACCUGAUGGGAUGCCUAAUUCUGAUGUCCUCCUCAGGGAUCAGUUUGUGGAGCAUGUUCUCGAUAGCUCCCUUCGCCGGGAACUCAAGCAACUAGUUAGACGCCAGCCUACUGGCACCUUGUUGGAGCUUCGUGGUGAGGCAAUUAGGUGGGAGAGGGAAGGUCUUCCAGGGGGGGAUAGGGGUCGUAGCUCCUCCUUUCCAUCAGCUUAUGGUCUUCAAUAUGGAGUGCAGGGUCGCUUUCAAACCGCCCCUCCUGUUACUUCACCGGGGCCAGGGUUGAGUGAGUUGAUGGACCUUAUGAAGCAUCAACAGGAGCAGCGUAACCAGCUCACCCAGACCGUAGCCUCUCUACAGGCCCCCCGCUCCCAAGGUCAGACUUUUAAUAGUGGUCCUUUAAUCUGUAGAAGGUACAGAAAAUGUCCAGCAGCCUGGACAUUUUGCUCGGGAUUGUGAGGGUGAGCGGGCUCCAUUUCGACGCCUUGCUAAUUCAGCAGCUGGGUCGAACCCACGCCCCACCGCACCGUCCCAUUUCACUAGGCGAUCGGAAAACUGAAACCCACUGAGCUGCGGAGUCACAGCACAGUUGGGGAGCCCACAGACUCACAGGAAAGUGUAGGUGCUGAAUUAAUUUCUGCAUGUCCAAACAUUAAUGUAUUGAUUGGAGGAGUCACUGCUUUAUGCCUGGUGGACACUGGUUCCAUGGUGUCCACCGUUACUGAAAGCUUCUUUCUGGAGCAGUUUGC
Platichthys flesus (European flounder) is the source of this 3345-nucleotide messenger RNA. RefSeq lists its product as uncharacterized. The transcript is spliced from 2 exons. Gene Ontology annotation, molecular function: nucleic acid binding; zinc ion binding. The record is from RefSeq and is a predicted model, not a curated record. Lineage: Eukaryota; Metazoa; Chordata; Actinopteri; Pleuronectiformes; Pleuronectidae. Bases 2060 to 3055 code for a protein of 331 amino acids.